Messenger RNA from Condylura cristata (star-nosed mole), 3526 nucleotides. RefSeq names its product cell division cycle 7 (gene CDC7). NCBI's taxonomy places the organism in Eukaryota, Metazoa, Chordata, Mammalia, Eulipotyphla, Talpidae. Gene Ontology annotation, molecular function: ATP binding; protein serine/threonine kinase activity. The record is from RefSeq and is a predicted model, not a curated record. The transcript has 12 exons. Bases 448 to 2145 code for a protein of 565 amino acids. Gene Ontology annotation, biological process: mitotic DNA damage checkpoint signaling; protein phosphorylation. Gene Ontology annotation, cellular component: nucleus.
CCUGAAGGAUCCCAUUCAUUCCACCUCAUCCUCUUCUGGGCUCUCGUGGCCACUGUCGUAUCAGUUCUCUACCAACUUGCUUGGGACCCCGGACGAGUCUCCUGCCGCUCUGUAGCAGUAAUCAAACGAUUUCCUCCAGCAGCCCUCCGGUCAAACCGCUUCCCCACCGAGGCCUCCAUCCCGGGCCCCCACGCACACACCUGCGCGAGCAGAGCGGCGGGGACACGCUGUUUCAGCAACCCCCCCCAGCCACGCCCCACUUCCAGUGCUGCCGGGCACGGAAGUUCCCCCAUCAAGCCCCCUGCCGCAGUUUCUGUAAGGUGAAAGUGAGGAUCCUGAAUUUCUCAGCCGCUUUGCCCCCUCCCCCACCCCCCUACUGUGGACAUGACCCCUUAGCUGGUGCUUCACAUCCCAGUUUUGGGAUAGAGGUUGCUUUUGGGGACUCAGAUGGAUGAACCAAUGGCUUGUUCUCCCCUGUGUGACCGGUUUCAGGGGGAUAGCUCGUUGAAAAAAUAUGAGCAGAAUUUUAAACUACCAGGCAUUACAAAAGAUAUUGAGAAGCUUUAUGAAGCUGUACCACAGCUUGGCAAUGUGUUUAAGAUUAAAGAUAAAAUUGGAGAAGGUACUUUCAGCUCUGUAUAUUUGGCCACAGCACAAUUACAAGUAGGGGCUGAAGAAAAAAUUGCUCUAAAACACUUAAUUCCAACAAGUCAUCCUAUAAGAAUUGCAGCUGAACUUCAGUGUCUAACCGUGGCUGGGGGGCAAGAUAAUGUUAUGGGAGUUAAAUACUGUUUUAGGAAAAACGAUCAUGUGGUUAUUGCAAUGCCAUAUCUGGAGCAUGAAUCCUUUUUGGAUAUUUUGAAUUUGCUUUCAUUUCAAGAAGUACGGGAAUAUAUGUUUAAUCUGUUCAAAGCUUUGAAACGCAUUCAUCAGUUUGGUAUUGUACACCGGGAUGUGAAACCCAGCAAUUUUUUAUUUAAUAGACGCCAAAAAAAGUAUGCUUUAGUAGACUUUGGUUUGGCCCAAGGAACCCAUGAUACGAAAAUAGAGCUGCUCAAAUUUGUCCAGUCCGAAACUCAGCGGGAAAGUUGUUCACAAAAUAAAUCCCGCGUAAUCACAGGAAACAAGAUGUCACUGAGUGGCUCAGGAGCACCUAAAGAGUUGGAUCAGCAACCUGCCUCAAAAACUUCUGUUAAGAGGCCCUAUACAAAUGCACAAAUUCAGAGUAAACAAGGAAAAGAUGGAAAGGAGGGGUCUGUAGGCCUUUCCGUCCAGCGCUCUGUUUUUGGAGAAAGAAAUUUCAAUAUACACAGCUCCAUUUCACAUGAGAGCCCUGCAGUGAAACUUAUGAAGCAGUCAAAGACUGUGGAUGUACUAUCUAGAAAGUUAGCUACAAAAAAGAAAGCUGUUUCUACAAAAACUGUGAAUAGUGGUACAGUGAGGAAAACUUCCAGUUCUUGCCCAUCUAACCUGACUUGUGACUGUUAUGCAACAGAUAAAGUUUGCAGUAUUUGCCUGUCAAGACGACAACAGGUUGCUCCUCGGGCCGGGACACCAGGAUUCAGAGCACCUGAGGUCUUGACAAAGUGCCCCAACCAAACUACAGCAAUUGACAUGUGGUCUGCAGGUGUCAUAUUCCUUUCUUUGCUCAGUGGACGAUAUCCAUUUUAUAAAGCAAGUGAUGAUUUGACUGCUUUGGCUCAAAUUAUGACAAUCCGUGGAUCCAAGGAAACGAUCCAGGCUGCUAAAACUUUUGGCAAAUCAAUAUUGUGUAGCAAAGAAGUCCCAGCGCAAGACUUGAGAAAACUCUGUGAGAAGCUCAGGGGUAUAGAUUUUAACACUUCCAAAUUAGCCAGCAAAAUGCAAAAGCCUGCUUCUCAUGACCCAGCUUUUUUAGGGAAGACUGACCAGAAUGACCCCAACCAAACACUUCAGGCACAACACUCAGGGAAUUCAUUGUACAGAGGGGACAGCAGUGACUCUGGGGGUCGUUCUGAUGCGUGUGCUACCAACUUAGAAGGCUGGGAUGAGGUGCCUGAUGAAGCUUAUGACCUGCUUGACAAACUUCUAGAUCUCAAUCCAGCUUCAAGAAUAACAGCAGCGGAAGCUUUACUGCAUCCCUUUUUUAAAGAUAUGAACUUGUGAUUAUCAAUUCUUCAUUUGUAUAUUGUGAGGCAGGUUGAAAAAGAGUUCUUUGUGUAAUACUCAUAAGUUAUUGAUUAGAGACCAGGACAAAGUGAAUAAUUUAUUUUUAAAUUGUAGUAUUUGCUCUUGAGGCAGAUUCUGAACUACAGAUUAAGAUUGAUUACCAUGCCUGGGGUCAUUCUUUGGACUAAAGACAGGACCUUUCAGUUAAAGCUUAUCUAGCAUAUUCAGAUUUUUACUUUUCCUAAUUACUUGUCACUGCUCUAUGCAGAUAAAGGAGCAGUGUUGCCCUAAUACAUAGGGAUUCUAUGUGCAAGUCUGUAAAUUAAUGGAUGUUUUAGGGAUUAAAAUAUACUGUGCGGUAUCCAAACUAGGUCAGAAGACUUAGUUUAUUGGUUUCUUCAAGUUGUGAGCUGUGUCCUUUUAAAAAACCUAGCAUGGUUCUGGUAUUCUAUCCAUUCUGUAAGUAAAGAAAAUAAUUUCCUCCCCUGGAGGUGUAUAUAUUACACCUUUUGGGAACACUAAACAAAUACUGAGGAUAUGUGUUUGUCAUGCCUGGUGGUAGGGGGAAUGCCACAUAAAUUAAAUAUAUCCUUUUUUAGAGUACUUUUUAAAGCAUUUUUGUGUGAAUUGCCAUGUUUUCUUAAUGAUUUCUGUCACUUUUCUGCCUUCACUCCCACACAAUACAAUCUUGUAGGAAGUAAUAUGGUGCUUUCCAAAAUACUUCUAGUGUUUUGUUAAGUGUUUAUGUUUAUAGUUGGAAACUUAAAAUGAUGCUACACUGGUUAAAAAGGGACACUUGAGGACCAAGGUGAGGUUAAUAGUUCAGAAUGCAUUUCUGUUUCACCUGUAUGCAGUUUCAUACCAUUUUAAGGCAAGUUAAGUAACUGCUAAAAGGAAAUGGGCAAGCAAAAUUGAAAUGAUUGCACAUUUUUCCUUUAUUUGAAGCCGUCUAGAGCUUUAUAACCUGUUUGACCAAGUUGCCUAUACUCAAGGAAGGAUGAUGAUUGGACACUAAUAAUUCAGCGAGACUGGAUUGGAAAGAGAUAAUGAAGGAAGCAAAGUAGAAAAGGACCUAAGAUAAAAGUUUAUAUAUUACUGUAUGCAAGAAUGAUCUGUAUCAAUGACAGCUAUCAAACUUCUUGUGAUAAGUCAAUCUGGGGUGAGGAAUGACUGCUGAGCUUCUUACUUUGUAGUCAUAGUGUAUAGAAACAGCUUAGAGAUAGGAUGUUCAUUUUGUCAUUUUGAACAUGAAGUCUGUUUACCUACUCUAGUGCUAAAUAUUAUAUGUGUGUGUAUAUACACUAUUACCUUCAAUCUGUUUUCCCAUACUAUGAUUUUUUAAAAGCUUAAAUGUUCUUGAAUUUGUAUGUUUAAUAAA